UGCUGCUCAGUCGUGGCCGGUGGGCGCUGGCCCCGCGUGCUGUGACCAGGGCGGAGCGUGUGCCACUCGCCAUGUCCCGCGGCUCCAGCGCCGGCUUCGACCGGCACAUCACCAUCUUCUCCCCCGAGGGCCGUCUCUACCAAGUCGAAUAUGCUUUUAAGGCUAUAAACCAGGGUGGCCUUACAUCAGUUGCUGUUCGUGGGAAGGAUUCUGCAGUAAUUGUAACUCAGAAGAAAGUCCCUGACAAACUGUUGGAUUCUAGCACAGUGACCCAUUUAUUCAGAAUUACUGAAAAUAUUGGAUGCGUUAUGACAGGAAUGACAGCUGAUAGCAGGUCCCAGGUGCAAAGAGCCCGCUAUGAGGCUGCUAACUGGAAAUACAAGUAUGGUUACGAUAUUCCAGUGGACAUGCUGUGUAAAAGGAUUGCAGAUAUUUCUCAGGUCUACACACAGAAUGCUGAAAUGAGACCUCUUGGAUGCUGUAUGAUUUUGAUAGGUGUUGAUGAAGAGCAUGGUCCUCAGGUAUACAAGUGUGAUCCUGCAGGUUACUACUGUGGGUUCAAGGCCACAGCUGCAGGAGUCAAACAAACAGAGUCAACCAGCUUUCUUGAAAAGAAAGUAAAGAAGAAAUUUGACUGGACUUAUGAGCAGACAGUGGAGACAGCAAUAACCUGCCUGUCUACUGUUCUGUCCAUUGAUUUCAAACCUUCAGAAAUAGAAGUUGGUGUUGUUACGGUUGAAAACCCCAAAUUCAGGAUCCUCACAGAAGCAGAGAUUGAUACACACCUCGUAGCUCUAGCAGAGAGAGACUAACUAGGUCCCCAGCCCUAGUGACUGCUUCAGGCCAAGCUCUUUGGUAAAAAUAAUACACUUGUUAACGGCUCUAGAUCGUGGGUUGAAAACGGCAUGCUUGCUAUCCAGUGUAUUUCACUCUGUACAAAUAAAACAGAGGUUUUU
Molecule: messenger RNA, 956 nt
Organism: Gavialis gangeticus (Gharial)
Lineage: Eukaryota; Metazoa; Chordata; Crocodylia; Gavialidae
Gene: PSMA6
Product: proteasome subunit alpha 6
Exons: 7
Coding region: 72-812 (246 amino acids)
Biological process (GO): ubiquitin-dependent protein catabolic process
Cellular component (GO): proteasome core complex; proteasome core complex, alpha-subunit complex; nucleus
Source: RefSeq, a predicted model, not a curated record